Messenger RNA from Prorocentrum cordatum, 1510 nucleotides. The record is from the annotation of a GenBank genome assembly. NCBI's taxonomy places the organism in Eukaryota, Dinophyceae, Prorocentrales, Prorocentraceae.
CGCUGGCCAAUGCGGCGCUAUCGAGCACAAUGACCGUGAAACUGUCCAAGAGAAAUUUCACAUGCAGCCGCAGCGAGCUAGCAUGGUGACAAAUAUCAUCAUGGUCCCAAAUAGAAAGCAGAGGAGGGCUCUGCAAAAUGUCAUGCUCGUCUCGGCCCGAUCGACCUCAACGGAGAAAGCUGGCAGCGUGGGCAGACUCGAAACAUGCUGCGUUAAACAGAGCACUUAAGCCCAUCAAGUUUGGAACAAGUAUUUGCGGCGUGCUGGCUGGAAACUAGUUUCAGCAUCGCAUCGAAUCCUUGAAAAUGAAAAUGCUGCGCAAGUCUGGGUGCCUCCACGAGCAUGUACCAAAUAUCAUGGUUGUCGUGUUGCCUUGUUCGCGCCGAACAGCAGACGUGGAUAGUUACUCGGAGACCUUCCUCACAGCGAACAGUAGCAAAGCUUCCCAGCGGGAUGACAAGGGCUGAUCAGAAAAGUGGUUGAAACCUCAAAUGUGUGAGAAAGCACGCAGGUUGUGAUGCGUCUGCCCUUCAGGAUUCAAACGCCUCAUCCUCAAGACGCGUCUCAACAACACCCACUCCGAUUUGAUGGCUUCACGUCCAUUAUAUCAAAGACGCGGGAAACAACACAGGCGCCACGGUCGCGUAGCCAUUGCUGUUCGACCCAGGUAAGUAAUGCCACAAUAGCUGCUACGUGUGGUGAUUCGACUUCCCUUCCUCCAUCUGUGUCGUACAAGCGCCAUGUCUGGAUCUGCAAGGUCCAGAGCGCUGAGUGACACGAUGCAUUGCAGAAGUGCCAUAAUCGUAACGCCCAUGAUUGCGGCUGUCCGAUGUCAGCCGAAUGUGUGCACAGGCAUGCGUCAUUCAAGCGAGGGGGGUCCCGACCUCCCUUUCCCCUGGCUUCGGAACCCGAUCCCUCUCGGCGUCGGCGAACUCCGGCUUGGCCAUGAGCUCUGCGGCGUGCACCUUGGCAUCGUUGAGGUGCUUGUCGAGCUUGGCCCUCUGGUCCUCGAGCUCCUGGACCUUGGAGACAGCCUCUUGGUGCUGGCCCUCGAGCUUAUUCUUCUUCUUCUGUCCCUGCAGCGCGGUGAUGCUCUUCGGCUUCGGCGGCUCGGUGUACUUGGCCUCGACGGCGUCGACGCAGCUCGCCGGUUGCUCCCCUCCAGCAAGCUUCUUGCGCUCGGCCUUGAGGUCGCUGAGGGCGUCGAGCUUGGCCUUCGUCUUGGCGGCGGUGAGCUCGUCGACCUGCUUGCGCAAGGCUGCGAGCUCACUGUCCUGGCGCUGCUGCUUCGCGAUCUCUCAGGGGGCCCAUUUCUGCCUGGCCCACACUCCACGGGGCUGCUGGUGGCUGCUCGGCUGUGGGCCGCCCUGGUUGGCAUCCUUGUGGGCCUUCCUCGCGGCGUCCUCGACCUUGGAUUAGCAGCGCCUCCCGCAGUCGCGGCACCCGAGUCGGCUGGCCCAGUUGGAGUCGUACCCGCAGGCGCACAUCCCUGCCCUAACCCCUAGAACCC